AGUCAGUGUCGCAGCUUUGCCGCUUCAUCAGUAGAGCGCCGAGCGCUAGCUGCUAGUUCGUCCAGCUCUCUUAGGAAUCUAAUUAGAAACAAAUUCGUCGGUUUAUCGAUCUGUUGCUCGUUAGAUCUCCCUGACAAAAAACCUUCACAUCAUGGGUAAACGCCGUUCAUCAUUGGUGGCCGUUCAUGCCGACAAGAACGCGCAGCAGGGAUCUGUUCCCGCUUCGGGGAUCUUCAUACUGGUCGCUGUGCUUGCUGCGAUCUCUGCGGUAUGGAUCAACGAAUUCAUGAUUGAUGAAUCAGAAAUCGGAGAGACCACCGUCUACAGAACGGGGGGUGCUGGACGAUCUGGCAGCUCUCGCAAGAUCCAUUACGCCGUUCCCGCCGUGAGUUCGCUGAAAGACUGUGAGAAAAUCCUGUCGGAAGCUCUGAAAGACUACGUGGAAAAGCAAGCAGCCGUAGCAGCCAUCGACGAUGACGAUGAUGAAGAUGAGAAGCCCAGGAAGAAGGCUUCCAAGAAGUCUAAGAAGGAUGAUGAUUCCGCCGAGGAAGUGAAAGCACCGAAGAAAGAUAGCGGCAAGAAGAAAUCGAAAAAAUGAAGAGCUUCUCAACGAAUUGAGUUGAUCGUUCUCCCGUGAAACUCUCUUAAUAGGUGACCGGAAUAUGAGUGUCGCAUUCAUUUUGAAUAUGACCCCAUGAUCCGGAAUAAAUAUCCAUCUUCUCAGCUGUCUCUGUGGAAGCUGAGGAGAGCUUCCACAUUCUUCAGUUCCCAUAUCGGAGACCAAUGAUAGAAAUAUGAAGUGCACGAAAAGAUUGCUUUGCGGGAAAACGGUCGGAGAUACGUCUUUUUCUACACCCGUGCUGAAUGAGAGAAUCAAUUUGGAUGUAAAGUUUAUAUUAAAACGACGAAGAA
Molecule: messenger RNA, 912 nt
Organism: Galendromus occidentalis (western predatory mite)
Lineage: Eukaryota; Metazoa; Arthropoda; Arachnida; Mesostigmata; Phytoseiidae
Exons: 5
Coding region: 152-598 (148 amino acids)
Source: RefSeq, a predicted model, not a curated record